UCUAAUGUACCUCUUAGCCUGGCUUCGACUAGGUAUCACUUUGUACUUUUGUAUCAUGAUCGGAUUCAGGUGAUUUGCCGACUCGAUAGUCGUUUGGUACAUGAAGAACUUUUAGACUUGGUAGGUCAAAUGUAUCGGUGCCUAAAGCAAAUCAUUGCAUUGGCAUCUGAUCCCGUCCAUCAUACUUAUUGGCUAUAUUCAAGUGAUUCUAUCUUUGAAUUGGUUGUUAAAGAUGAGGGUCGCAAUAUUUGGAAAGUCUUUUUGUCUCGAGAUGCUUUUGAUGCAGCAUUACUUCAUGCUAAAACUCCGGCAGAUCGAGAUGCAGUUUUGAUAGGACAAGCUGAUCAUUUUUUUCAAAAUGGAAAAUUUAUCUCUGCUGCACAAGUGUAUGCACAAUGUUCUAAAAGCUUUGAAGAAGUCGUGUUGAGUUUAAUCGAUCGAGGCGAACGGGAUGCGUUGAGGUACUACCUCAUCAGUCGGCUUGAACGUCUCAAACGACACGAUUUGACACAGCGAAUGAUGUUAGCAACUUGGCUUACUGAGAUCUAUCUUGCCAAGAUCAAUGAAUUAGAAGAUCUCGCCGCUUCUGGUUCUUCAGAUGAAGACACUGCCAACUUAAAGGUUGAACAAGAGAUGGUGGAAGAUGAAUUGCGACAGUUUUUGAGAACCUACAAGACUAAUCUGGAUCCGAAAACGACAUAUAAUCUAAUCACCACUCACGGUCGUAAAGACGUGAUGAUCCAUUACGCUACUUUGGUGGGAGACUCUGAUAGGAUCAUUCGACAUCAUAUACUCGAAAAGAACUGGACUCAAGCCAUCGAAGCUUUAAGUCGACAAGACGAUUUAGAACUAUAUUAUCAGUUUGCGCCGAUCUUGGUACGAAACGAACCGAGAGGAGCAACAACAGCAUUUAUGAGACAACCCAAGAUAGAUGUACGAAGACUCAUACCUGCAUUGCUCCCACCACGUUCAGCUAGCAAGAAACAAGCAAAUACUGGUAAUACUGAGAUCGUGAUAGGAUACCUCAAGUAUGCGAUUGCUCGACUAGAUAACACAGAUGCACCUGUACAUAAUGCACUCUUAACCCUCUAUGCAACUCAACCUGAAGCGGAUGAGUCAGCUUUACUUCGAUUCCUAGCAUCGACUCCGGAUAAUCCGUUAACGGGAAAACCUUACUACGAUCUUGAUUACGCUUUAAGGGUUUGUAAGAAUCAUGGAAAAUUGCAAUCUUGUGGUUUGAUUUACGGCAAGAUGGGAUUAUAUGAAAGUAGUGUUGAUUUAGCAUUACAAACAGGUGAUCUAGAAUUAGCCAAGCUUAAUGCAGAUAAACCAGAUGAUGAUCAAUUAUUGAGAAAGAAACUUUGGUUGAAGAUUGCCAAAUAUGUAGUACAUCAUAAACAAGAUAUAAAGACAGCCAUGAAUUUCUUAGAAUCCACAGAUUUAUUGAAAAUUGAAGAUAUCUUACCAUUCUUUCCAGAUUUCGUAGUGAUUGACGAUUUUAAAGAAGAUAUUUGUGAUGCCCUUGAUCAUUAUUCAAUACAUAUACAAAAGUUAAAACAAGAAAUGAAUGAAUCAAGUAAAUCAGCUGAAUUGAUUAAGACUGAUUUAGAAAAACUUUCAAAUCGAUUUGUGAUUAUUAAUCAAUCUGACCAUUGUCAAAGUUGUGACGAAAAAUUAGUUACUAGAGCGUUUUAUAUUUUCCCGUGUCAACAUUCAUUUCAUGCUGAUUGUUUAAUUAAAGAAGUUACUCAACAUAUGUCACCACAUCAAUUAAGAAGGAUGUUAACUCUACAGACUAAAUUAUCACAAUCUAAUUCUCAAAAUCAAAAUCAAAAAGGAACCAUGAAUUCAGAAAUCAAAAUUGGUGAAAAAAGAAAUGAAUUAGAUAAAUGUAAAGAUGAAUUAGAUGAAUUACUAGCUUCUAAAUGUGUUUUAUGUGAUUUAGCUUUAAAAAGUUUAAAUAAACCGUUUUUAAAUGAAGGUGAAUUUGAAAUUUGA
Molecule: messenger RNA, 1998 nt
Organism: Melampsora larici-populina 98AG31
Lineage: Eukaryota; Fungi; Basidiomycota; Pucciniomycetes; Pucciniales; Melampsoraceae
Exons: 6
Biological process (GO): vesicle-mediated transport; endosome organization; vacuole organization
Cellular component (GO): HOPS complex; endosome
Molecular function (GO): protein-macromolecule adaptor activity
Source: RefSeq, a predicted model, not a curated record